GUCCGCUUUACGCGGCAUUCUACUUCACAGCAAGAUUAGCACGAGGCAACUAACUGGACGUAGAUUGCUUAUCGCGUGAAUCGUCGCUGUUGCACCUAUCUCCUCGCUCCUCGCGUGAUCUUCCACCGACCGCGCGACCAUUGUCUUUUCGCGACCCUUUCUCGCCUGCGUUGGGACCAUGACUUCCGCUCGUGCCUUGGAGCACGCCAUUCUCGCUUCUAGCGUCUCCAAUACAACGCAUCAUCCAAUAACGCAUCAUGCCAGCUGCUCCUGCAGCCUAGGAGCUCUGCGUCCCCGCACUGCCCGGUUAUCGCUGAGCGCUUGUCCUGCGACGCCUGCGACGCUUACGACGCGGUCGCCAGGGCGAUUUUGCCGCUGGGUGCCUGCAAGGGCUGCCGCGGAUGACGCCGCGAAUGGCGGAGGUGGCGACAGGUCAGAUGCUGCGCCGGCGCCGGCAUUCUCGAUGAAGAAGGCAUCUCUAAAAGCGCGGCAGCAGACGUACGAACAAACGCCGGAGCAGACUGACCAGCUCGAUACUAUUCUCGACCUGGAGCUACAGAGCACGUUCGACAUACCGCCACGCCACUACGAGAUCAUAUUUCUGGUGCAUGAGGGGCGCACAGAGGAGACCCCUGCCAUCAUAGAGAAGAUCACAGAAAUGGUGAAGGAUGCUAGAGGCCAGGUGUGGCGAGUCAACGACUGGGGUUUGAGGCGGCUGGCGUAUCGAAUCCAGAAGACGUGGCAUGCGCAGUACAUCCUCAUGAACAUCGAGGUCCCCUCAGAUAAGAUCGCAGCGAUUGAAAAGGUUUUGCUGCAAGACGAGAGGGUGAUUCGGCACCUGGUGUCGAAACAGGACAAGGCAGAGAGGAAGAACUACCCUGCUCCUGUGAUGUACAAUGCGGUUGAGGGCGGUGAUGAUGGGUCUGAUGACGAGGACGAAGACGAGGAAGAGGAGGACGAGGAGUGGGAGGAUGAGGAUGAGGAUGAAGAGGAAGAGGAAGAGGAGGAAGGGAAGGAAGAGAAUGCACCAGCAGAGGUUGCAAGCAGGAAAGCAUGAUUUCUGCAAGACCAGUGCCUGAUUCGGCUCCUGGUCUCAAAGUAGGACAAGCCCGAGAGGAAAAACUACUCUGCUCCGAUGUACAAUGCAGCUGGGGGGGGCGAUGAUGAUAGGAGGAUUCGGAUGGUGAGGAGGGAGCGGAGGAAGAGCAGCUAUCAGACAAGGUUGUCAGUUGGAAGGCGUGAUGAUGGUUCUGCAGGGUAGACGGUGACAACGGAAUGCACUCUAGUCUCUCGUACAUUCCAGUUUCUUUCCAGGACCUCUCACAAACGUUUUCCUUCUGGAAAGAUACCGUCGAACGCAUGCUACAAUAACAAUCCCACCAUGUC
Molecule: messenger RNA, 1386 nt
Organism: Closterium sp. NIES-67
Lineage: Eukaryota; Viridiplantae; Streptophyta; Zygnematophyceae; Desmidiales; Closteriaceae
Source: the annotation of a GenBank genome assembly